Messenger RNA from Quercus robur (English oak), 1306 nucleotides. RefSeq names its product PR5-like receptor kinase. Gene Ontology annotation, molecular function: protein kinase activity; ATP binding. The coding region runs from base 280 to 1212 and encodes 310 amino acids. The record is from RefSeq and is a predicted model, not a curated record. The transcript has a single exon. Lineage: Eukaryota; Viridiplantae; Streptophyta; Magnoliopsida; Fagales; Fagaceae. Gene Ontology annotation, biological process: protein phosphorylation.
AAAUUUUAUAAGGUUCAAGAGAUCUCAAGGGAUAAUUUGAGCUACUCUGUUUUAUGCGCUGCAUAACUUUGUGAUCUCUAUUCUUUGAUUACAGUCACUUCAUUUGCUGGAAUUGGAGUUCUGGUCGUUAUAAUCUGCUACUACUGUGAAAAGCUCUCAUCUAAGAAAAUUAUUUAUUUUUGGAAGAAGGAAACUUUAACCUGUCAGAGUGUAGAGGCCUUUCUAAGGAAAAAUGAACCACUAGCAAUUAGAAGAUACAGUUAUUCAGAUAUAAAGAAAAUGACUAGCUUCUUUAAGGAUAAAUUAGGACAAGGGGGCUAUGGUGGUGUAUACAAGGGAAAGUUACAAGAUGGUUGUUUUGUGGCUGUGAAGGUUUUGAAAGAAUCAAAGGGCAAUGGAGAGGAAUUCCUUAACGAGGUUGCAAGCAUUAGUAGGACCUCCCAUGUUAACAUUGUCACUCUUAUGGGUUUUUGCUUUGAAGAAUCUAAUAAAAGAGCUCUCAUUUAUGAGUUUAUGCCAAAUGGAUCUCUUGAAAAAUUCAUAUAUAAAGAAAAUCCCUCAAAUGCUGACCGUCAAUUGGGGUGGGAAACAUUAUACAAGAUUGCAAUUGGCAUUGCUCGAGGAUUAGAGUACUUACAUAGAGGUUGCAACACACGAAUCUUGCAUUUUGACAUAAAGCCUCACAACAUUCUUUUGGAUGAAAACUUUUGUCCAAAGAUUUCUGAUUUUGGCCUUGCAAAAAUAUGCCCUAGAGAAGAGAGUGUCAUAUCAAUGUUGGGAGCAAGGGGAACUACAGGAUAUAUAGCUCCAGAAGUAUUUUGUAGAAAUAUUGGUAGGGUCUCUCAUAAGUCAGACGUCUACAGUUAUGGAAUGAUGGUUUUAGAAAUGGUUGGGGGACGAAAGAAUAUUGAUGUUAGUGUUGAUCAUGUCAGUGAAAUAUAUUUUCCACACUGGAUUUACAAGCGCAUUGAACUUGAUGAAGAACUAGGACUGCAAGGCCUCAUUAGCAAAGAGGAUGAAGAAAUUGCAAAGAAGAUGAUAAUAGUAAGUUUGUGGUGUAUACAGACUGAUCCCUCAAGCCGACCAUCAAUCAGUAAAGUGGUGGAUAUGUUGGAAGGAAGCCUUGACUCCUUGCAAAUUUCUCCCAAGCCUUUCUUGUCUUCCCCACCAAGAACAACGGUAGAUUCUUCUACUACAACAAUGUCAUUAUGAAAUGCAUCUCUGUUCUGUAUUUCUUUUAAUUUGUUGUAGAUGGUAAUGAACAUCUUUGUGAACUAUGUUGAUAUUGGACUUGUAGAUGAAUAUC